AUGGCGGCCCCCGCCGAGCUCGCUGCGAUGGAUCCAGGCGUUUUGGAUGACAUCGAUGCGAUGGUGAAGGAUCAGGAGCGAGUGGUCACCGCGAAGUUCCUCUCUCGCUCCCUCUCCCUGCCUCUGCGCCAAGCAAAAAGUGUGUUACAGGGUUACUGGGAGCAGCACAAGGAGGAGGUGACUGCUGUAUGGGUGGUGUCGGGCUGGGUUUGUAACGGGGAUGGGGUGAAAGCAGCAGCAGCAGCAACGGCAGCAGCAGCAGCAGCAUCAACGGCAGCAGGAGCUGCAGGGGGAGCGACAGCGAGAGGCGCAGGAGCGGAAGCAGCAAUGGUGAAGGAAUUCCGCAUGCGACUGGUGCCCUCCGCUCACCUCGCCGAAGCACAGGAGGCAAUGGGGGGAGCCUCGGCCCACAUCUACAGUGUGCAGCGGCGGUUACCGCGCGACCUGGCUGUUCUGUGUGCCGCCGAUGGGGCCAUGGGUAAUGGUCCCCCACCAAUCUGCCUGGAAACGCUUUCCAAGCGGCCCCACCCGUCCGCACACAUCACUGCUGCCUCCUCCGUGCCCUCCCGCUCUCCUGCUGCUGCUGCUCCCCCUGCUGCUGCUGCUCCUCCCCCUGCUGCUGCUGCUGCUGCUGCUGGUGCCGCUAAGAAAGAUCAACACGGGCAGCAUCCGGAAGCAGAGGCGAUUCAAUCGGGAAUCAAGCAGGAGAGGGAAGGAAGCAAGCAGCCGCCGGUGCAGCAAGGGGGGCAAGCGAAGCACGCAGAACCCGUGGGGGCAGUGAAGCCAGGCCUGCUAGGGGCUGCGGCGCUAGGCGAGUCAGGAAAUGCGGGCCAGCUAGAUGCAAAGAGAUUGAAGGGCAGUGGGGAGGGGUCAGCUGUGCCUCCUCCCCCUCCUGCUGCUGCUGUUCCUGCUGCUGCUGCUGCUACUACCACUGCUCCUGCUGCAGCUGCCAGCAAGCGAGAGGAUAAAGGGGCCAAGCAUUCUAGUGCUGGCGGUGCUUCUGGUGGGGUUGGUGUUGCUGACAAGGGGAAGAAGAAUACUCUCAUGGGCAUGUGGAAGAAAUCAAAACCUCAGGGCGAAGUGAAGGGAGAAGGAGCUGAAAAGGCUCGAGAAGCUAAAGCAGCUGAUGUUAAUGGUAAUGCUGUCCUUGGUGCUGGUAUGGCUGUUGAUGGCGAUGGUGGUGGUGGUCGUCGUGGUGGCGGUGGUGGUGGUGGUGGUGGUGAUGAGGAGGAGGAGGAGGAGGAGGAGGAGGAGGAGGAGGAGGAGGAGGAGGAGGAGGAGGAGGAGGAGGAGGAGGAGGAGGAGGAGGAGGAGGAAGAGGGAGUGGGGUUCUCAAGAGGGGCAGGUGGGCGGUUGGGAAGGCUGGGUGCAAAGAAGAAGCGGCGAUUUGCAGUGGAGGAUGAGGAGGACGAGGAGGUGGAGGAAGAGGGAGGGAGAGAAGAGAUCAGGAAGGAGGGGAAUGAGGUGAAGAUGAAAAAAGAGGAAGCAGAGGCAGCGGGUGUUGGACACAUAGAUAAAGGACAGGGGGAUGUAGAGAAGGUGGAAAAGGAUGUGAAGCCGCAGAGGACGAGUGAGGGGGCUGCUGGGGUGGAUGGAAGCUGUGUUGGAGGGGAUGGCAUUGCUGGUGCUGCUGAUGCUGCGAGGGAGGGGACGGAGGGAGAGGGAGGGGAGGGAGGGGAGGGAGAAGCGCGUGUUAAAGAAGAGGCGGAAGAGGGAAGAGUUGAGGAGGAUGAGAAGCAGGGAGGCAGGUUGUGUGAUGCGCGAGAUGAGGAGCGAGAUGAGGAGCGAGAUGAAGGGCGUAGUGACAAGGAGAGAGAUGAUGAGCGUAGUGACAAGGAGAGAGAUGAUGAGCGUAGUGACAAGGAGAGAGAUGAUGAGCGUAGUGACAAGGAGAGAGAUGAUGAGCGUAGUGACAAGGAACUGAGAAGCGGAGGGCGGAAGAGAGGGAAAGAGGAGGGUGCUCCGAUUGAGAUGGGCAAGGAUGGGAAGGGUACAAGCUUGAACAACAGUGGGAAGAACCAGGAGGACGGGAAGGGGGAGAGUGGGAAGAAGGUUAAGAUUGAGCAGGGAGAGGAAGAGGGAGCAGACUUUGGAGCUGAGGAUAUUAGGCUGAUGAAACAGGGGCGGAGAGGAGAUGAGGAGAGGGAUCAAAAGGAGUCGGAAGAGAGAGACGAGGAAGGGAAGGGAGGAGGAGGGGUAGGGGAAGAACCGGAGCAGGCUGCAUUGUUAAGUGAGGCUGGUGGGGGGCAACAGGACGGGCUCAAAAGAGGGAUGGCGUCUGAGGAGGGGAAGGAAGAGAAGGGAGUGAAGGUGAAGCGAGAGCAUGAAGCAGCAGAGGGAGGAGCUUUUGGUGUGGAAUCGAUUCGGCUGAUGAAGAAAGGGCGGAAAGGAAGUGAUGAAAAAGAUCAGGAGCAAAAAAGGCAGCGAAGGCAAGGUGGAUCUCAGAAAAGAAAGAAGGAGGAGCAGGAGGUGGAGGAGGGGGAUGGGGGGGAAAGGGAGGAAAAGGAAAAGCAAGAGGAGAAAGAGGUUAAAGAGGAGGAGAUGAUGGCAGUGGUGGAGUGUGCAGUGAGGCUUACUCCGAAAGCGGCUGGCGGGAUGAAGGGGAGGGGAGGAGGUGGGGAGAGACGGAUGGUGUGGAAGACUGAUAUUGACGACAGAGGCAGGGAAGUCACACGGCAGGUGCAGGUGGACGAGUUUGGGAACGAAGUGGCAGCAGAUGCCGGCAAUGCAGGGGAGGGGGGAGGGAACGGGGAAGGCGACAUUGAUAGGGAUGGGGCGAUAGGUGCAGGGGAGCCUUCCAACACACCAGAGGAGCCUGUGCUGAAGCAGAGCACCAGCGAUGCAGGUGAAGGGAGAGGGGAAGGUUAUGUCAAUAGGGAUGGGGGAAUGGGGGGAGGGGAGCCUUGCAGCACACCAGAGGAGCCCUCCAUCUGUCAUCCCAUGGCCGAAGCAGAGCUCAAGGUAUCGCCUGCUGCUCCUUCCUCUUCCCCCUCAUCCUUCUCGCGUCUGCCUCUCGGCCAGCCUCUCUGUCUUCCUAUCAAUUUACCCCGCGAGCCGUCCGAUUUGAUUCAACAGCCGGGCGGGGGAGACGCGGGGGAAAGCGGAACGGGGGGAGGCGGAAUGGGGGAGGCGCGGGAGGCGGAGAUGCGGCGGGAGAAGGAGGAAGCGAAUCUGGUGCGGCUGAAUAGACUGGCGGGGGGGAUGCCGGGGAGCGACGUGCGCGGAUGGAUCCUCUCCCCCAUGCACAUGGCCGCGGCGCACGGGCUGGGGGGUGCCAAGUCAUGUGUGGACGUGCAUGUCGGCACGAUAGGCCCGGGGAAGGUGCGAGGAAACCACCGCCACCACACUAAGAGCGAGUCUUUUCUCAUCUGGGGGGCAGACGCUCGAAUCCGGAUCGAGAAUCCUUCGCUGCCAGCUGGCUAUGCCGAGGUGAUGCUGGAUGCUGCUGACGUGGCGGUCUUCACAGGGCCAGCUGGCAGGGCGCACGCGCUGGAGAAUGUGGACAAGCAAGGCCGUACACUGAUUUUGUCCGCAUGUGCGGAUACGGAGUGGGACCCCGCCCAUCCCGACACGGACUAUCACAUUUGGAAGGACAUGUGA
Molecule: messenger RNA, 3600 nt
Organism: Closterium sp. NIES-65
Lineage: Eukaryota; Viridiplantae; Streptophyta; Zygnematophyceae; Desmidiales; Closteriaceae
Source: the annotation of a GenBank genome assembly